AGGCGAUCGACAUUAUAAACAAUAGAUGUCAUUACCUUAUCUUAACCCUUUCAUAAUGUUCAUAGCGCCUUUUAUUUGGUUAAAUGAGUAAUUAUCUCAUCGCCACAACUAGCGGCCAAUGGGGUGACGUUUAAAGACUUAAGGUAACCACUGGCCAAUCGUCGCUCGUGGGUGAAGUGGGACAAAAUCGGGACUUAAAAAUUCACAAACUGUUCACGUAAACAGUUGCCUUUUUGAGUGCUAAAGUUAAACACAUUUCGCUUCUUUCAAGUACAUUAGUUUUCGCGUGCGUUUUUGCUUUUACCAACAAUGGAGAAUAUUAAAGCCGAGUCCGAAAAAGUCUGCGUGGAGUUACAAAACAGUGACCUUUGGAAUAAAUUUCACGAACAUAAAACGGAGAUGAUUGUUACCAAAAUGGGCCGGAGAAUGUUUCCUUACAUAAGAGUGACCAUAUCUGGACUGGACCCCUCAGCUUAUUACUGCGUAAUGCUGCAAUUUCAUUUGGCGUCGAACCAUCGCUUUAAAUACUACUCCAGCACAGGCUGGACACUCGCCGGUUCCGAAGAAAAAAAUCACAGUCAACGAGUUUACAUUCAUCCAGAGUCACCCGCAACAGGCGCGCAUUGGAUGUCUCAAACCGUGUCUUUUGCAAAAGCCAAACUAUCCAACACUAUGUCACCUCCACUAGGGUUGGUGGUCUUAUCAUCAAUGCACCAGUAUCAACCUACAAUUACAAUUGUGAAAACGGUCGAUCCCCGUUCUCUGCCUUGGAUGUCGCCAACGACGUCGGUCGCAUUUCCUGAAACGCAGUUCAUAGCAGUCACGGCAUAUCAGAACGAACAAAUAACAAAACUGAAAAUCGAAUACAAUCCGUUCGCGAAAGGUUUUCGAGAAAAUGAAGAGGGAAAAUCGAAGCGGAAACGGGCCGUCAAAGAAGAGGAUUACGAUAUAAAACGGGAAAUUAUCGAUUCGAGUUCGAACUCUUCGUCACCUUCGCUUGAUAUGGCCGCGGAAAGUAGGAUCAUCGAAUCAAGACUUUCCCAAUUUCCAUUGAACCCCUUCCACAUGUACUACAAUCAUUAUUCAUUUGCUCCUUACAACUACAUGUACCCGCCAUUUUACCUCCCCCAACAGUUCGAUUUACACACCGGCAACUAUUACGAAUCACCUCUAGUUCCCCAAGUGUUACCAAAAACUGUCAGUUCACCUGCAAGUGAAGUACCCAAAAAGUUAACGGACUUCAGUAUUCGUGCAAUAACAGGACUGUAAUUUAGUUAGUUAGAAUGUGAUAUUUUUACUUUUUGUACAUAAUGUACAUAUUAAUUUGUUAAUUUUUUGUAAAUAUUUUGUACCUCAUAAUUGUUGUUUUCGGUAGUGU
Photinus pyralis (common eastern firefly) is the source of this 1378-nucleotide messenger RNA. Its product is annotated as T-box transcription factor mls-1-like. Gene Ontology annotation, biological process: regulation of transcription by RNA polymerase II; positive regulation of DNA-templated transcription; cell fate specification. The record is from RefSeq and is a predicted model, not a curated record. Gene Ontology annotation, cellular component: nucleus. Gene Ontology annotation, molecular function: RNA polymerase II cis-regulatory region sequence-specific DNA binding; DNA-binding transcription factor activity, RNA polymerase II-specific. The transcript has 5 exons. Bases 310 to 1269 code for a protein of 319 amino acids. Lineage: Eukaryota; Metazoa; Arthropoda; Insecta; Coleoptera; Lampyridae.